AUACAGAGGCUUCGUAACAUAACAACUGAAGAAUGAAGCUGCUGUAAAAUGGUACAGUCUGCGCGCGGCUUCAAGUUUACCCAGUCAUUUGCUCUUCUACUCCGAGUAGAGUAACGACCUACCGGGAGCGCGCGGUGAUGCUCUUAAGAACGCGAUCAAGAUCCGCGUUUCCUCUCUUUUGCUUACACUACAGAGAGUGUGUUUAUUUGUAAGUAGUGCUGUCAGAGACACGCUUAUUCAGUCACCCACCGCUUUUACCAACAGGACUGACUGGGAUUAUUGGGUUCUCUGCGCUCUGCUGGCUCUGUUACCGCUAUGGGCUCAGUGUGAGUGAAGGGACAAAGUCUUUGGUAUAUAUAUGUUUGGCAUUUGGCUCUUUGUCAGUUUCUCAAAUGCAAACGGAAAUAUGUGGCAAGGCUUCGUCUUACUCUUCACCGGUUUGCUUGGGUUGUGUUCAUGUUCAAGUUUCCCAAGUAACAUCAACAUAGGAGGUUUGUUUCCAACCGACUCCCAUGAAUACGACGUGUUCCGUUUCGCGCUCUCUCAACACAAUGAUGUUCCUAAACUGGUACCCCAAGUGGACAUGGUGGACACGGGGAGCAGCUUUGCCAUGACAUACGCCUUUUGUUCCCAGUUCUCCAAAGGAGUCUACGCCAUCAUCGGCCUGUAUGACAGGAAGACCAUGAACAUGCUGAUGUCAUUCUGUGGCGCUCUACAUGUGUGCUUCGUCACGCCCAGCUUCCCCAUCAAUACCAACAACCAGUUUGUGAUCCAGCUGAGACCUGAGCUCCAGGAUGCUCUGAUUGCCCUUGUCGAGCACUACAAGUGGACCAAGUUCGUCUACAUGUACAGCUCCGACUCAGGUCUGACGGUGUUGCAAAAGAUCUUGGACACAGCUGCUGAAAAGACCUGGCAGGUGACAUCCAUAAACUUUGACACUCUGACAGAGGUGGCGUUCUUGAAAACCAUCCAAGAUCUGGAUGUGAAGAAGGAGUACAGGGUCAUUCUGGACUGUGAGCUGGAGAGACUCAACUCCAUCUUAAACUUGAUUGCGGCACAAAAAAAGAACUUGAAGAACUACCAUUUCAUACUAGCAAACCUGGGAUUUCUGGAUCUUAAUCUCACAGAGUUCAGGAACGGCGGUGCCAAUGUGACAGGCUUCCAGCUCAUGAACUACACAAACCCUACUGUCAGCAGGACAAUACAGCACUGGCUGGAGUUUGACAGUAAAGACUUGAAAAGUCCCAAAAGGAGGCUCAAGUACACUGGAGCGCUUACAUAUGACGGGGUGACUGUCAUGGCCACUGCCUUCCAGAACCUGAGAAAGCAGCACAUUGAUAUAUCUCGCAGGGGGAACGCAGGAGAGUGUCUGGCUAACCCUCCUGCACCCUGGGGCCAAGGCAUUGACAUUCAGAGAGCCCUACAGCAGGUGCAAUUUGAAGGGCUUACAGGACAUAUUCAGUUUAAUGAAAAAGGACAUCGGACCAACUUUACUGUCAGCGUGAUGGAACUUGGCCCAAACGGACCCAAGAAAGUGGGCUACUGGAACCAACGUGAGAAAUACGUGAACACAGCUACUUACAUCAACAUGCUCAAUGAGACGUUUGGACUGCAAAACAGGACCUACAUAGUCACCACCAUCUUGGAGUCUCCAUAUGUGAUGCUGAAGAAGAACCAUGAGCAGCUAGUGGGAAAUGACAAAUAUGAAGGUUAUUGUGUGGAGCUGGCUGCAGAGAUCGCCAAGCACGUGGGAUAUUCCUACAGGCUAGAACUAGUGGGGGACGGAAAGUAUGGAGCCAGAGACUCAGAGACAAUGAUGUGGAAUGGGAUGGUUGGAGAACUAGUGUAUGGUAAAGCAGACGUGGCUGUCGCCCCCCUCACCAUCACUUUGGUCAGAGAGGAGGUCAUUGAUUUCUCCAAGCCCUAUAUGAGCUUAGGUAUAUCUAUCAUGAUCAAGAAGCCCACCAAGUCAAAACCAGGUGUCUUCUCCUUCCUGGACCCAUUGGCGUAUGAGAUCUGGAUGUGCAUUGUGUUUGCCUACAUUGGCGUGAGUGUGGUGCUGUUCCUGGUGAGUCGCUUCAGUCCGUACGAGUGGCAUGCAGAUGACGAAGAGGAAGAAACGGAGCAGCAAAACCAAAACCAGAACCGACCACCGUUACCAGAAACCAACCAGUCGCCAAGCCAGGACGCUCAGAAUCAGAGAGAGGAGAAGCAACCUGAACACACCAAUGAAUUUGGGAUCUUCAAUAGCCUGUGGUUUUCCCUGGGAGCCUUCAUGCAGCAAGGAUGUGAUAUCUCACCAAGAUCUCUCUCUGGUCGUAUAGUUGGAGGUGUGUGGUGGUUCUUCACUCUGAUUAUCAUCUCCUCCUACACGGCCAACCUGGCUGCCUUCCUCACUGUGGAAAGGAUGGUGUCACCCAUCGAGAGUGCUGAGGAUCUGGCUAAGCAAACAGAGAUCGCCUAUGGGACUCUGGAUGGAGGAUCCACCAAAGAGUUCUUCAGGAGAUCAAAGAUUGCAGUUUUUGAGAAGAUGUGGUCCUACAUGAAAUCUGCAGACCCUUCUGUAUUUGUGAAGACUACAGACGAAGGUGUCGUACGGGUGAGAAAGUCCAAAGGGAAAUAUGCUUAUCUGCUGGAGUCCACAAUGAACGAAUACAUCGAGCAGCGCAAGCCAUGUGACACCAUGAAGGUGGGAGGAAACCUGGACUCAAAGGGCUAUGGAAUAGCAACACCCAAAGGAUCUGCCCUGAGAAUCCCCGUAAACCUAGCGGUGUUGAAACUCAAUGAGCAAGCCGUCUUAGACAAACUGAAAAACAAAUGGUGGUACGAUAAGGGGGAGUGUGGAAGCAAGGACUCCGUCAGAAAGGAUAAGACCAGCGCUCUGAGCCUCAGUAAUGUGGCUGGAGUUUUCUACAUUCUGAUUGGUGGGCUUGGGCUGGCCAUGUUGGUAGCCCUGGUUGAGUUCUGUUACAAAUCCAGAAUCGAGUCUCAAAGGAUGAAGCAAAUCAUUGAUGCGGCCAUGCUCAGCCCCACACUGAGUAGGAUGGGCACUGGUGGCGAGAACGGACGUGUGAUGGCCCAUGACUUCCCCAAAUCGGCACAGACUCUGCCCUGUAUGGGCCAGGCAGCUGCCAUGGGCCUCAGCACCACUGGGAUGUAAAUGUCCAUCAGCCUCUCUGAGAUAUGGGGACAUCAGGAGAUCGCUGGAAAGAGUGGGAACAAGCAGACACUGCAGCGUACAGCUCACCUGCCACUGAAGUACUGCCAGAUGGAUUCAUGGACACACUCUGGGCUCCAAAUCAAAUUAGAUAAGAGGGAGGAAAAUCACUUUUCUAAUAUUAAGAUGUUUUUGUCUUUUCUUUUGGAACUACUCUGGUGCAAUAAGGAGACCAUGUUUGCAGUGUUUUUGUAUGAGCAUCAUUUUUGACAAAACUGAGAGGUUUUCCUCAAUCUCAUAAAUUACUGACAAUUGAACUGCAGUGUUUCUUUAUUGUCUUGUUUCCCCCAAAUAUUUUCUAACUGUGUUCAUUUUCAUCUGUCUUAUCAUAUAUCUUUGACACACAUCUCUGGAACAUUUUUACCCAGAGUACUCUUCAUCCAUAGUUACAUCAUUAUUUAUCAGAUAGUCAGUUAUCAGAUAGGAAUAGUUCUCCCAAAAAUAAACAUUUGCUGUUUAACAUGUACUGUGAAUGAAUUUGUUUCUUUAUUGGAACAGAUUUGGAGAAAUUUAGGAUUACGUCAUUUGCCAAUGGAUCCUCUACUGUGAAUGGGUGCCAUCAUAAUGAGAGUUCAAAAAAGCUCAAUAAAAAUAUCACAAUAAUCGACAACUAAUCCACAUGAUUCCAGUCCAUCAAUUAAUGUCUUGUGAAGUGAAAAGCUUCAUUAAUUGAUGGACUGGAGUCGUGCUGAAUAUCAUGUGGAUGGUGGCACCCCUUCACUGUAGAAUAUACAUUGGUGAGCAAGUGAUGUAAUGCUAAAUUUCUCCAAACCUAUUCCAGUGAAGAAAUAAACUCAUCUACUUGA
This is a messenger RNA of Carassius auratus (goldfish), 4023 nucleotides long. Its product is annotated as glutamate receptor 1. The record is from RefSeq and is a predicted model, not a curated record. NCBI's taxonomy places the organism in Eukaryota, Metazoa, Chordata, Actinopteri, Cypriniformes, Cyprinidae. The coding region runs from base 359 to 3160 and encodes 933 amino acids. The transcript is spliced from 16 exons. Gene Ontology annotation, cellular component: membrane. Gene Ontology annotation, molecular function: ligand-gated monoatomic ion channel activity.